Acaromyces ingoldii is the source of this 1279-nucleotide messenger RNA. RefSeq lists its product as hypothetical. The transcript is spliced from 2 exons. Gene Ontology annotation, cellular component: cytoplasm; nucleus. The coding region runs from base 107 to 1123 and encodes 338 amino acids. The record is from RefSeq and is a predicted model, not a curated record. Lineage: Eukaryota; Fungi; Basidiomycota; Exobasidiomycetes; Exobasidiales; Cryptobasidiaceae.
GCAUGACUUGACUUGGCUCGAAGGGAAGCGCUGCGUCACUCGUCCCAACAUCGCAUGACCGUCCAGUCCAGCAUCGGAGGCUCCUUCUUAGGCAGUGCCGGCUGACAUGACGCGCGACAAUGGCACGAAGCGCGUCGUCAGGGUGCUCUGCCUGCACCACCUCGGCGGCAACUCGCACCAGAUGCGCAGGACGCUGCAGCCGUACUUUGACGAGCUGGCUGCCGCGUGUCCGGACCUCUGCUUCGAGCCGUGGUACGUCGACGGGCCGUUUCUGCUCCCGACGGCGCUGGACGGAGGCUUGGCGCGCGGAGGCCUGUCGCGUAGCACCAGCACUGGCCAGGGCGCAACAAGGCAGACCGCAGGCGAGGCAGCCGAAGCGGCCCUCACCUACGUCUCGCUGAAGCGCGCCGUCGAUGCCGAGGAAUACAGCGAGAGACAGCGUCCCUACAAGUACAAGCGAACGACCGGGGAUGUCAGCGAACAGGCGCUAGCUCGCCUCGAUGCCGCCAUUGAGAAGAACCGCAGUGGUGGACUACUUCAGCGAGCCAGCGAGAUCCUGGAUAGCAAAGCGAGUGCAGACCAAGUCCGAUGGUGGCAGAUGCCGUGCGACGCCUACGACAAUCCGGGCCCGUGGGUGGGACACGAGUACAGCAUCGCGUAUCUCGGCCGCUUCAUCAGCGAGCACGGCCCAUUCGACGGCAUGAUUGGCCACAGCGGCGGCGGCCUCAUUGGCCAGUACUGCCAUGCGCUGCUGGCGGGUGCGCUGGAUGCGUCGCAGGAAGCGCUGUUCCCGUUCCCCAUGCCGCCAGCCGAGCCGGCAAGCUACGCCUUCCGCUUCUCUGUGAUGUUCGCACCGGUCCUCCCGGACACGCCGCGGGUGGCCUACCUCGCGCGCGUCUCCGCCACGCCGCUCCGCUCGCUCGUCUUGACCGGGAAGCGGGACAGCUACCAAACUCCCUUGACGUGCCGUGCCUAUGCGCAGCUCGUCGGCGCCCAGGACUUCUGGGAGCACGAGGGCGGCCAUGGGAUCCCACGGGAUGCGCAUUCGGUCAAGCGUGUGACGGCAUGGCUCGCUCGGGAGGCGCGGGCGCUCCAAAGGCCAGCGGCCACUCCUCGGCUGUGAAGCACACGCGACACGGAGAGCACAGCUCUGUCUGAGCGUACUGCGAUCGCGUAGGAUGGUAGACGACAGGCACCUUUCAUGCGCAAUCACAAGGCUCCAUGGCUACCAAUCACGACGGUCGUACCACAUCACUCAUUCAGACAGGUCGUAGACGGA